ACAGUGCGCUCUUGGCCUCAGGCUCGCUCCCCUCCAGCUCACGCUUCAUUGUUCUCCAAGUCAGAAGCCCCGCAGCCGCCGCGGCAGCGGCAGCAGCGUGAGCCGGAGUCACUGCUGGCUGCUCCGCCCGCGGUGCGCGCACGGAAGUCGGGGAGCCGGGAACCCCGGGAGCCCGCGCUCCGCCCGCGGCGCCUCGGCCAGGACCCACCCGCAGCGCCGGCGGAGCCCCAGCCGCUCUCCAGCGCAUCCACCUCCGCGUACCCCAGCGGAGUGGUGGUGAGGGGGGGACACCCUUUCUCUCGGGGCCAUCACUCUCCAUCACCCUUUCCCAAGAAUUUGUUUGAGGAAGCGCUGCGGGAGAAAGACGUCCUCCUGAAGCUCUGACAGGGGCGGGGUCUACUGCUGCCCUGCAGGGCCACCUCGCCGACAGUGCCCUCCGCUGCGACCCCCGGACCUGCCCGGGUCACGUCUGCGAAACGGAAUCAUGAAGCGCUUGGUAGCUGCCUGGCUUCUGGUUGGACUCAGCCUCGGUGUGCCUCAGUUCGGCAAAGGUGACAUUUGCAAUCCCAAUCCAUGUGAAAAUGGUGGCAUCUGUCUGUCAGGAUUGGCUGAUGAUUCCUUUUCCUGUGAGUGUCCAGACGGCUUCACAGAUCCCAACUGCUCUAGUGUUGUGGAGGUUGCAUCAGAUGAAGAAGAGCCUACUUCAGCAGGUCCCUGUGUCCCCAACCCAUGCCACAACGGAGGAACCUGUGAGAUAAGCGAAGCGUAUCGAGGAGACACAUUCAUAGGCUAUGUGUGUAAAUGUCCCCGGGGGUUUAAUGGGAUUCAUUGUCAACACAAUAUAAAUGAAUGUGAAGCUGAGCCUUGUAGAAAUGGUGGGAUAUGUACAGACCUCGUUGCUAACUAUUCCUGCGAAUGCCCAGGAGAGUAUAUGGGAAGAAACUGUCAACAUAAAUGCUCCGGACCAUUGGGAAUCGAAGGCGGGAUCAUAUCCAAUCAGCAGAUCACAGCGUCGUCUACCCACCGAGCUCUCUUUGGACUCCAGAAGUGGUAUCCCUACUAUGCUCGGCUGAAUAAGAAGGGACUGAUAAACGCCUGGACAGCUGCUGAGAAUGACAGGUGGCCGUGGAUUCAGAUAAAUUUGCAAAGAAAAAUGAGAGUUACUGGUGUUAUUACCCAAGGAGCCAAAAGGAUUGGCAGCCCAGAGUACAUAAAAUCCUACAAAAUCGCCUACAGCAACGAUGGGAAGACCUGGACCAUGUACAAAGUGAAAGGCACCAAUGAAGACAUGGUGUUCCGUGGAAAUGUUGAUAACAACACCCCCUAUGCUAACUCUUUCACACCCCCAAUCAAAGCUCAAUAUGUCAGACUCUAUCCCCAAAUUUGUCGAAGGCACUGUACGUUAAGAAUGGAGCUUCUUGGCUGUGAGCUUUCAGGCUGUUCAGAACCUCUGGGGAUGAAAUCAGGGCAUAUCCAAGACUACCAGAUCACAGCCUCCAGCGUCUUCAGAACACUCAACAUGGACAUGUUCACCUGGGAACCACGGAAAGCCCGGCUGGACAAACAAGGCAAAGUAAAUGCUUGGACAUCUGGCCACAACGACCAGUCACAGUGGUUACAGAUUGACCUUCUUGUCCCUACCAAAGUGACCGGCAUCAUCACACAAGGCGCCAAGGAUUUUGGUCACGUGCAGUUUGUGGGUUCAUACAAACUAGCCUACAGCGAUGACGGGGAGCACUGGACUGUGUACCAGGAUGAGAAACAGAGAAAAGAUAAGGUUUUUCAAGGCAAUUUUGACAACGACACUCACAGGAAAAACGUCAUCGACCCUCCCAUUUAUGCUCGACACAUAAGGAUCCUCCCUUGGUCCUGGUAUGGAAGGAUCACUCUGCGGUCAGAGCUGCUGGGCUGCACAGAGGAGGAAUGAAGGGACUCCACAUCCCAUCAUGCUUUUCUUUAUUUCCCUAGAAGUAUCUCCAUGAAAUGAACUGUGCAAAGUCUGAUGGAAACUGAAUGGGUUCUCUUUUUCUCAUGAAAAAGUGUUCAAAUUUAUGGUAGGCUACUAACUGUCUUUUAAGGGGGUCUAAGCCUGCCUUUUCAAUAACUUAAUUUUGUUUUUAUUGCACAACUCUCUUAAGUCACAUCACCCGCUCUGUGAAUUACUGUCCAUGUUCUCUAAAUUAUGUCCAUUGACUGGAGUAUAAUAGGCAAAGCAAGGCCUCCUUUUACAGCAAAGUUAAAGAAACUCAUAGUUAUCAGAUGAAAGAGUUAGGAGAGAUUUCAUGGUUACUGUUCAACCAACACUUAUAAAACAUUCAAUUUUAGCAAUAAGGGUUUUUUCCUGUAAUGAAUUGGAUUAUCUGGAUGGUUUCCCUGUGCCUAACACUGUUAGUGUUUAUUACAGUAAUUUGGAGAAGACUAUAUGAUAUGCAGUACCAAUCAAUAUAACAAUUCUAUUUUUAUUUUCUUUACUUCUAAUAAAAAAGGAAGUUCUUUAUGUUCAAGUUUAUAUUAUUUAUAUGUGACAUAAAUAGGCUAUUAUUUUUUCGCAUUGGAUUUCCCCCUGUAUUUAACUGGAAAUGUUGUGUUUAUUCACGUACAUGGAGCAUCUAUUAAUAUACAUUGAACAUGAUUGGUUAUCAGUAAAUGGGUCUAUAUUUAAUAUGAGUACAUUUAACCUGAAUUUUCAUGUUUGAAGGAAGCCUUAUCUCAUUCCCUAAGGCUUCCUUUUCUGAGACUCCCUUAUCAUUUAGUGAAAAAGAACAAAACUAUCAUGACCCUGGAAUUUAAAUCUUCAUUUCUUUGAAAGAAUAGAAUCAUUCUCUAUAUAUUGAAGAUAUUGUACAUGAGCCUCAUGCUGCACAGCUUGGCCGAGUGUUCUCAACAUUUCUUUGCAGAUUUCCAUGUUUCCUGUGAAAAUAAAAUUUCAGUGCUGUUUGAAAUCAGUGGUAGCUUCUCGAGAAAGCACAUUGCAUAAUUAUUGGUGAGAAGCAAUGCAUUUACUAAUGACAAAGUCAUAAACCAUUUUCAAGAUGAAAAUUGAUUUCUAUUUCUUUUGCUCCAAACGUCCUAGAAAAAAAAUAAACAAUUCUCAUAAUAAUUUGUUAUUGAUAAUGGCAGCAUCAUCGACAUAUAUCUCAAAUUAAAGCCCAGGCUGCCUCCAUAAAUGUCCUCCACAUCUAAUUUAUAAGCUUUACAAGUAUUUAUUUUAUAAGGCCCAGACAUAGAAUUAUCGGAGUUUUAAAUGGAGGGUUCAGGAAAAGAAAGGGUGGUAUGUACACGAAAUGCUAAAGUCCUGCAAACACUGCUGUGUCUUAUUUCCUUUUCCCUUUACUGUGUGUGCUGCAUAAGGAAAGCCACUUUUGUCAUGUUCUGUCUGUCCAUGUGAUCACAGCACCUCUCGAUGAUGUAAUUAUGGAGUGGUCUUCAAUCACAGUGAAGAACUGAAAGAGAAAGUCAAUCAGAUUGCCAUUUUAAAUGACAGCAAAUACAUUGCUCUGUGGUGGCUGUCAGGCCAAAUGUUUGCCCCAUGCCCACAUGCUUUCUAUACCAGGUUUGUUAAUAAUCCUGUUGAUUUUCAGUAUAUAAAAUGCUGAAUACUUAUCAACAUUUUCCAAAAACAAAAGUGCUAUGUCCUGAAUACCGUUGUCCUAAAUAAUGUUUAAAAUUAUCAACAUAGAAUGUUUAAAAUAGUAUUUUAAAUUAAAAUAGCAGUACAUAGAAUUACUUAGGUCCUAAAAGUGCAACACUUACUGACUAGCUCAUGGUCCUUGUUUCUGUCAGGGAUAACGGUACUACUAAAUCUGUAGGUGUUUUUCUUUGCAGAUUCUUUAUCUUUAAUACUAAACUCUAGAAAUUAUAAAUAAUAUUUUGUGUUGAAAUACUUUUUCAAAACUAUUCUUGACUUCAUGUGAUACUUUGAAUUUUGUUCUAUUGAUACCUGUUUAAAAUUUGUUUGCCCAAGGACUUGGUACUAAUGGUAUUUGUUCCUGUUUAGAAAGUCAGUGGACGGUCUGCUCUUGCUUGUAUACCCUCUCUGCUCAAUGUGCUACUCACAACAUAGCAUGCCCAGUGCACAUGCAUCUGUCAGCAAAGGAUGCUUACACAGAAAAUACGACAAUACUGGGAAGUUUAGCGUUUGUGUCAGUUGUAUCCACGGCUUCAAGCUGAAACAUUAUGUUUUAAUUGAAUUUUCUUUACAAGCAAAAUUUUACAGAAACACAGAAGAAUUACCCAGUCUUUGCUAUAUUACAUAAUUAUCACAAGCUAAUUGUAUGAUUUAGGAAAUUACAAAUGACUUAGCUAUUAACAUAUCCAUUUCAUGUAUAUUCCAGUGUAACCAUCUGUCACAGGCACUAAUUCUGACUUUAGGGUUGACUUUCUCUUUGUGAAUGUCUUCAUAAAGAUAGGUAUGAAUUUUGAAGACCAGGUAUUAAUGAUUGCAUCUUUGCUAGACAAAAAAUUGUGAGAUAUAACAUUGAAUGCUGGCAUCUGGUGUGUCUGUAAGGACAGAAAUAACUAAGAUACACAUAACUUUUGUAAACUUUCAAGCUGUGUGAUAUCCCAAUGUUGUUUUUUUCUUUGUAGAUAUACUUAAAUCAUGUAGGAUGUUGUAAAAUCAGUAUGACUCUGUCUAGUCUUCAAACUUAAAAUAAACUUUUGAAAAUCUG
Molecule: messenger RNA, 4670 nt
Organism: Peromyscus californicus insignis
Lineage: Eukaryota; Metazoa; Chordata; Mammalia; Rodentia; Cricetidae
Gene: Edil3
Product: EGF like repeats and discoidin domains 3
Exons: 11
Coding region: 485-1927 (480 amino acids)
Molecular function (GO): calcium ion binding
Source: RefSeq, a predicted model, not a curated record